This is a messenger RNA of Meleagris gallopavo (turkey), 1938 nucleotides long. NCBI's taxonomy places the organism in Eukaryota, Metazoa, Chordata, Aves, Galliformes, Phasianidae. The record is from RefSeq and is a predicted model, not a curated record.
UUCUAGGACUUGUGGCCUUAUUUAUCUGGAACAACCCAGUAGUGAGAUUUCUGCUGAACUCAGUUCUGUGUUAGUCCUAAAAAAUUACUGGAUUACUUUUUUGCUGGCAAAAGGUAAAGUGUUGCAAAUGGAAGAUGACCUAGUGAUUUCUUUCCAGUUGUUGCUGUGCGUCUUAGAUUAUUUUAUCAAACUGUCACCUCCUGCUAUGCUCAAGGAACCAUACAAGUCUGCUGUGACUGCACUGACUGUUAAUGGUUCAACUCGAACCCCACGAAGAGGUCAGAACAGGAAUGCACGCGCUUCAAAGCAAACUGAUACAGAUACAAAAGUUAUUGAAAUCCUUUGUAAAGAGCAUGAUUGUAAUUUAGAUGAGGUAAAAAAUGUGUAUUUCACAAGCUUUAUUCCUUUCUUGAAUUCUCUUGGUGUUGUAGCCUCAAAUGGAUUACCAGAGGUUGACGUUCUCUCAAAGCAAUAUGAUGAGCUUUAUCUCAAAAACAAAGAUAUAGAUGCAAGAUUAUUUCUGGAUCGUGAUGAAACUCUACAGCCUGAUGUUAUAGCAUGCUCACAGUUGGAAAGAACACCAGGAAAAAAUAAUCCAGAUGAGGAGGUUAAUCAUGUACUUCCACAGACUCCUGUUCGAGCUGCAAUGAAUACUAUUCAGCAAUUGAUGAUGAUUUUGAACUCAGCAAUUGAUAAACCAUCAGAUACUCUCAUUGCAUAUUUCAAUAAUUGCACAGUGAACCCUGAAGACAGUAUCCUGAAAAGAGUGGAAAGUCUUGGCCACAUCUUCAAAAAGAAAUUUGCUGAAGCAGUUGGACAGGGAUGUGCUGAGAUUGGCUCACAAAGAUACCAGCUUGGAGUACGGCUGUAUUACAGAGUAAUGGAGUCUAUGCUGAAGUCGGAAGAAGAGCGCCUUUCAGUGCACAAUUUUAGCAAACUUCUGAAUGAUAACAUCUUCCACACAUCUCUUCUGGCGUGUGCUCUUGAAAUUGUCAUGGCUACAUAUGGCAGAACUGCUUCACAAAGUGAUGGUACCAGUGCUGAAACAGACUCGUCUUUCCCGUGGAUUCUCAAUGUAUUUGAUUUAAAAGCUUUUGACUUCUACAAGGUGAUUGAAAGUUUCAUUAAAGUGGAGCCAAGCCUAACAAGGGACAUGAUAAAGCAUCUAGAACGCUGUGAACAUCGCAUUAUGGAAUCUCUUGCUUGGCAAUCUGUAAGUAACGUUUUAAAGCAGUAUUUCUCCUUGUAUAACAUGCAAAUCUAGAAAAAAAAAUACACCUAGAUAUAUGAAAGGAGCUUUAGUCUUGCUGAGAUGUGUUUUUAGCAAAGUAAAUCACAAGAACUAAAGAAGAUCAAUUUUAGCAUGUCUUCAGGCUUGGGGAAGAAAAGGCUAUAUCAGAGCAAAAGGCUACAUCAGAGAGAGAUCAGCUUAGCACUGCUGAAUUACGUGCCAGCAUCUUUCAGUAUUCUGGCAUGGAUAUUAAGGGUAAUAAUGCCCAUAAACAGUAUUUUGGUGCCAGUAGACAAGGCAAUACAUUCUAUGCUCUUAUCUGUAAACAUUUUCCAGUUUUUAGUCUGCUUGACAGUAAAGCAUUCAUUCUCUGCAUCUGAUAUGAUUGUUGAUAGUACUUAAAAUACUGAUUCUCAGUGUAACUUGCACUUAAAUUCCUUUUAACGUUUUUGAAUGCCAUUAAAAGCAUUCUGGUAGGUUGGGUUUUGUGCUUUAGGCUGAAUCUCGGUAAAUCAGCUGCUGUUUCUUUAUGCUGUAUCUUACUUAUGUACCAAAAAUGCUAACCCUAACCCUAACCAAAAAACAGGUGACUAUAAAGACUGCUGACAGAAUGAAACAAAGUGACCAUUUAAGAACCCAUGUGAUACCUUGUAGAUCUGGGAAAUCCAAAGAACACAAUAUGGCAUAACUAAUACAAUAUUCUAACU